GACCGACCUACAUGCAAGCGUGUUAAUGUCAGCGUGUCUUCCAUUGCGCAGCAGCCAACUAGGUGAAGGUGGAAAAUCCAUCAGGAGGAAGGAUGCUUUGAGUCUGUUUCUUUAGUCAACGCGUAGUUUUUGUUUUUCGGCCGAGAUCUGCACAGUAAGACCUGCUGGACAUAGUCGGCUCCCCUACUGUGGUCUGUCUUAGAUAUAUUGUCAACCCCCUCCUCCCUACAACCCCCUCCCUCUUUAAUCUCCCAGAUUGUCGGCGACUUUCUGCAGUCGAUGCUGCAGCUUUGAGCCGCUCCUGCACCGGGACACCCGACCUAAUGAGAAAGACAUGCUCGCAUUCGUUUUGGUCUCUGGGUUGCUCUGGAUUAUAUUAGAGCUGAGUUCCACCCUGAUGGAGAAGAUGCAGGCCCAGGAGAUGAUGAGUGGCCUGAGGAUGCCGGAGAUGGAUGAGCUUGGCCAGUUCUUCCGCUCUCUGCCAACGUCUACUCUGGUGGGCAUUGGCGCCUUGACGGCCGUGCUAGCAUACUGGUUUGCAACCAGACCUCGUCCCAUCAAGCCUCCCUGCAGCCUGCAGCACCAAUCUGAGGAAGUGCCGAAUGAAGGUGGAGGCCGACGAUCCAUGAUGGGUGACCCCUCCAAACUGCUGAGUCAUUACCAUGAUGAUGCAAGGACCAUGUAUGAGGUCUUCCAGAGAGGCCUUCACAUAUCUGGUGAUGGGCCUUGUUUAGGCUCACGGCUCCCAAACCAGCCCUACAAGUGGAUGUCUUAUAAAGAGGUGACAGCCCGGGCAGAGCAUCUGGGCUCAGGCCUGCUUCACCAGGGCUGCCAGCCCAACCCCAGCCAGUUCAUUGGUGUGUUUGCUCAGAACAGACCUGAGUGGAUCAUCUCAGAGUUAGCUUGCUACACCUACUCCAUGGUGGUGGUUCCCCUUUAUGACACACUAGGCGCAGAUGCUAUACGGUUCAUCAUUAACACCGCUGACAUCUCCACAGUCAUCUGCGACAAAAUGGAGAAAGCUAAGGUGCUUUUGGAAAAUGUGGAACGGAAAGAGACUCCCCGCCUCCAAAGAAUCAUCCUAAUGGAUGCCUUUGACUCUGCUCUCGUGGACCACGGCGUAAGCUGUGGCGUCCAUGUGCAGGCUCUCCAGGAAGUGGAGGCUCUGGGCAGAGAGCACUACAGAAAACCCAUACCACCAGCACCGGAUGACCUGUCUAUUGUAUGUUUCACCAGUGGAACCACAGGAAAUCCAAAGGGAGUCAUGCUCACCCAUGGAAAUGUGGUGGCGGAUUUCUCAGGCUUCCUUAAAGUGACAGAUAAAGUUAUUUUCCCAAAUCAAGAUGAUUGCCUCAUUUCCUUCCUGCCGCUGGCUCACAUGUUUGAGAGACUCAUUGAGUCUGUGGUGUACUGCCAUGGAGGACGAAUCGGUUUCUACCAGGGUGACAUCCGUCUCCUGUCAGAUGACAUGAAGGCCCUGCGGCCGACCAUUUUCCCCGUGGUGCCUCGGCUGCUCAACCGCAUGUAUGACAAGAUUUUCAGCCAGGCAAACACCCCCUUGAAGCGUUGGUUGCUCAACUUUGCUGCAAAGAGAAAAGGUGCUGAACUCACCAGAGGAAUCAUUCGCAGUGACAGCAUGUGGGACAAAAUCUUCUUCAGUAAGAUUCAGGCCAGCUUGGGAGGAAGACUGAGGAUGAUUAUAACAGGAGCAGCUCCUACCUCACCCACUGUCCUGGGAUUCCUCAGAGCAGCUCUGGGAUGCCAGGUGUACGAGGCAUAUGGCCAGACAGAGUGCACAGCAGGCUGCACCUACACCACACCCGGAGACUCGACCUCAGGUCAUGUUGGGGCCCCGCUGCCAUGUAACCUCAUCAAACUCGUGGAUGUUCCUGAGAAGAACUACUUUGCUUCUAAGGGAGAAGGAGAGGUUUGCGUAAAGGGACCAAACGUGUUUAAGGGCUACCUCAAAGAUCCAGAGAGAACUGCUGAGACUCUAGAUCCAGACGGCUGGCUCCACACUGGAGACAUCGGCAAAUGGUUGCCUAAUGGCACGUUGAAGAUCAUUGACAGGAAAAAGCACAUCUUCAAGUUGGCGCAGGGCGAGUACAUCUCCCCUGAGAAGAUCGAGAACAUCUACAUUAGGAGUGAACCAGUGGCACAGCUCUAUGUUCAUGGAGAUAGUCUCCAGUCCUGUUUGGUAGGAAUUGUGGUUCCUGACCCUGAAGUCAUGCCUGAAUGGGCCAAGAAAAAAGGCAUCUUGGGUACCUACAAAGACCUGUGUAAAAACACGGAAUUGAAAAGGGUAAUCCUUGAAGAUUUGGUGCGUCUAGGCAAAGCCAGUGGCCUCCACUCUUUUGAGCAGGUGAAGAACAUCUACAUCCACAACGAGAUGUUUUCCAUUGAGAACGGCCUCCUGACUCCGACGCUAAAGGCCAAGAGACCAGAACUGAAGGAAUUCUUCAAGGCCAAGAUUGACCAGCUCUAUAGCAGUAUCUCCAUGUGAAGGCCAGCAGACCUAAUUUUCCCUCGAGCAUCCUGACACAAAGACCUACUUUUUACACCUGACCUGCUGCUGUAGGUCAAAAACGUGUCUCUCGAGGCUGAACAUGCUUUGGGAAAGUAAACCAAAACUGGCCAAACUGUGGAAGAAUUAAAAUGGCUAUGAAAAACAAAUCAAAACCUGAAAUAAAGUAAAACACGAUGUAUAUUGUUAUAUCUAUUUCCAUCUUAUUUAUGCGUUUACUGUCACAAAAUGAAACUGUAUGUUAAAAGGAUAGAUCUUUACCUUCUCUGAUUUACAUGAGGAAGUAACACAUCAUUGCCAAAAUGAGAACUGAUGACAUCUUUAAUCACUUAGGAGCAAAAUUCAGGUUGUCCUUUUAACAGAUAUUUUCAUAUUUUCCCACACAGUGAAUGUGUAUAUAGAGGAAAUAUUUUUGAUACAACAAUGUUUAUUGUUACAUGCAUUCAAAAUAUCUUGAUUUGUUUUCAUUUAGACAUGUUAACUCUUCCCAACAUUGUUCUCUGCUAUUCAUCCAAACAAAUCAUUGCUCAGUUUCAUCCUGCAUAGGUCACACUUAAAACAUGAGCAGACCAUCUCUACUUCCCAUCAUUCUCCUCUCUUCCUCAUCAGUUUAAAGUUACAAGCCAACAACAAGUGGACAUUAGUAAUGCAGUUGUAUGAUGGCAAGUGUGAUGUCGUAGUGUGUAGUGCAAGUUCAGGACAUUUCUAAAUGUGCUCCCUUUUGGACAGUAAUGGUCUUCAUCAACAGUCAAAAAUGAUAUUCAUUAAAUAAGAAACCUGCUCACAGGGGUGCCAGUGGAAGAGUUAUUCUGAUCUUCCACAAUUAUGGAAAGCUAUGUAUAACCCCCGACAUUGUGCACUUAGACAAAAAAAUGUACAUCCCGUUGAGUCAGGAUUAGGAUGAUAAAGACAAAACAGCAGCUUCUGCCUUUCAAAUAAUUUUGUCUGCACCGUUUCAUGUGGAGCAUCACGAUACCUGAGCCAGAAAAUCACACGUCAUGUCAUUAGAUUGUUCAUUGCAGUAAGUCACCGCUACAUGGUUGUGGUCAGACGUUCAGCAUGCAUGCACUUUGUUUAGUAAAAAACUGGCCCAGAGUAACUGUCAUCAAACUCUACAGCUGGUGCAAUCACAACUUUCUGUUUACCCGUCCUUGCACAAAGAGUAUGUCAGGUCAAAAGAAGCAGGAAAAAAAUAAAACAAAAAAGCUUCACCAUGGCUCAGGGCAAUGCAUGCAGUUUGCCCUGCAAUGCUGGGACCAUUGACAUUCGACUUGGGGGGGGGACUCUUUGGCCAUUCAAAAGAAGGCUGUUCACAUACAGCCACAGUUGCAAGUGCAGGCUAUGUAACUUAGGCAAAGUUGAUGAUAAAUUUCAUUUAAUGAGGGCAAAUAGAUCAAGCAUCAACUUUAAAACAAAAUAAACCUUAUUUUGUUGAAUGGGUUUACAUGUAGAAGUAAUGUCUAAGCUUUUAAAGUUGAUUACCGUCCCAAAGCAUAAACAAUGCGGAUGUACAUAAAUGAGGACAGCUAGAUGUAAGCAUAUUUAUUAAAUCAACGGUUUGAAUGGAUUUUUUUCCCUCUUUGCGUGUAG
Molecule: messenger RNA, 4114 nt
Organism: Melanotaenia boesemani (Boeseman's rainbowfish)
Lineage: Eukaryota; Metazoa; Chordata; Actinopteri; Atheriniformes; Melanotaeniidae
Gene: acsl6
Product: acyl-CoA synthetase long chain family member 6
Exons: 21
Coding region: 335-2503 (722 amino acids)
Biological process (GO): very long-chain fatty acid metabolic process; long-chain fatty acid metabolic process; long-chain fatty-acyl-CoA biosynthetic process
Cellular component (GO): endoplasmic reticulum; membrane
Molecular function (GO): arachidonate-CoA ligase activity
Source: RefSeq, a predicted model, not a curated record